AUGGCUACGCUCUCUUCCUUUUCCCCGCACCUAAUACUGCACCGUCUUAUCCGCCGCUCCGCAGCGCCGUCGAGUCUCCGCGCCUCUGAUAUUGCAUACUCUCGCAAUCCAAGUGCAUCAGCCACCGUAUACUCCCAAUCCAGAAAAUCAUAUCCUCUCCUCCGAGCUGCGCCGUCAUUCACCUCCUCUCGCUUAAUCCUCUCCUCUUUCUCCUCCUCGUCGCGCUCAAAUACUCAGCAGCGAUUUUCAAGUGAUGCAGUUCUUCUGGAGAAUGUAAAAUUCGAAUCGGAAGGAGAAAUUGAUUCAGCUUUGCUGGAUAAUGUACAAACUGAAUCAGAAGGGGAAGUUGACGCAGUUUCUGAUAGAGCUGUUGCGGAGGUUUCGAAUUGUGAGGUGAUUAAAACCGCUCCUCGGCCACUUCUCCCCCCGCCGCCGAGUCUUAGCGUGAAGGAGAAGAAGGACCUGGGUUCCUUCGCGCACAGUUUGGGGAAAAAGCUGAAGUCGCAACAGGUCGGGAAAUCGGGCGUCACAGACACUGUUAUUGGCGCGUUGAUUGAAACGCUUGAAAAAAAUGAGCUUCUCAAGUUGAAGAUACACGGUACAUGCCCUGGAGAAUUAGAAGAUGUGGUGAAGCAGUUAGAAGAAAGCACGGGCUCAGUAGUCGUCGGCCAAAUUGGCAGAACCGUGAUUCUCUACCGGCCCAGCCUGAGUAAGCAAAAAGCUGAGGAGAAAAAGAAACAAGCUCAGAGAGACCUUUUGAAACGACAAGCAGCAUUCAAACAAUCCCCUCAGAGUAGGAGACCAACAGCUGUGCCAGGGCAAGAACCAAGCUGGCCAAGACAAGCUGGUCGUGGUAGGCGAGGAACUAGCAGAGUAUGAGGUACUGGUGCAAGAUUUUAUAUGUUGGUUAGCAGAGUAUUGAAUUAUUCUCAGGUUAGACGAAUCAAAAUUGAUAUCGAUCUGCAAUAGUAUUUCGAAGGGAUGAGAAAGAGCCAUUCUGAUGUAGCUGGUUUUGGAGUUGGAUGAACCAAAAUCCUGACCUCAUUGCAGACAAUGACUUUUGUUGAGUUUGAGCUGAUGAUGUGGUCUAAAAUUGUCUUUUGUAGUUCAAGGUCAAGAGCGUUUCUGCUUUAAAUAUUUUUAGGAUUCAUGAAUUCAGAAAAAUGAUUGUGAAAAUUGGUUUCUUAAGCAUGCUGUGACUGAAAUUAUUGAGAUGAUAUAUUUACGCAAAUUAUUUGCAAGCUAAA
Molecule: messenger RNA, 1247 nt
Organism: Salvia splendens (bonfire salvia)
Lineage: Eukaryota; Viridiplantae; Streptophyta; Magnoliopsida; Lamiales; Lamiaceae
Product: RNA-binding CRS1 / YhbY (CRM) domain protein
Exons: 3
Coding region: 1-879 (292 amino acids)
Cellular component (GO): chloroplast
Molecular function (GO): RNA binding
Source: RefSeq, a predicted model, not a curated record